This is a messenger RNA of Colletotrichum fioriniae, 594 nucleotides long. NCBI's taxonomy places the organism in Eukaryota, Fungi, Ascomycota, Sordariomycetes, Glomerellales, Glomerellaceae. The record is from RefSeq and is a predicted model, not a curated record.
AUGCUUUCAAGUCAUUUCCCUGCCAUUCUUUUGGCACUCGGCUCCGUUCUCACGCUAGGAAACCGUGCCUACGCUGUUGAUGCCGAAGCUGACGAGACUGGAAACCGAUGGGCCUUCUCCGUUUACGCUGACGGCUACACUGCUCGGGACGAGGAGGGCAACACCUCACCUGUCGACACCCUACUUGUCAACAAGAUGUCUAAGCGCCUGACUGUCAUCAAGGCCAUGAACGGAUUCGACACCACCACGCCCCGCCUCAAGAUGCGACAGGUUCUCAAGGAAUGCUGGAAGAUGACUGGCCUUCAACCCUCAGAGUUGAAGGAGGUCUUGGGCUACCAGAUUGAGAACGACGACAUGAACAAAGCCUUGGGAGAGUGCCGUACCAAGAUCGGACUAAGACCUACUGCAUCCUUCGAGAUUUCCAGCAAGGAGACGAACGCGAACCGCAAAUGGUGCUGGGAGAGGCUCGGAACAACAAUCUUCUCUUCAGCAAUCAGAGGUUCGAUUGCGGACUUUUCUAUCAACAAGCAGCUCAUUCAGAUCAAGGUGGACAAUGGUGGAAAGUGGGAUCACGUCUAUUAUGAGUUCUCGUAA